GUAGGAACUCUGGAACUUGUUGCUGUCGCUGGGCGGGUCCUAUUGAUGUACGCUUAAGCGGGGGGUGUAAUUCUGGGGUAGGAAAAUCGAGUCAAGGGAGUUACAGCCUCAACGCUAGGCGUUUCGAGAUAUGAGAUUAGAGACUCUUUUUCUUUUCCGUCCUCUCUGAAAUUGCAAAACGAGGGCUGAUUAACUUGGCGGGCGAAGCGACGCUUGCGUUUCUGUUUAGGACGACUUUAACCCCCCAGUUGUGCAUGCACGGUUCCCCAAUCACACGGCAAGUUAUUGCGAGUGUGCCAGAGAAGAGGGAAAAAGGGUAACCCCACGAAAGAGGGAUGGUGGACAAUUCCGGUAGCAGCAAGGCGCAAAUGCCCAGCAUGUCUCAGGAGGGCGGCCUGGGGGCUGGCGUGAAGCUGGAGGCGGUGAUGGAGCAGCUCCAGCGGCAGCAGCAGCAGCGGCUGGAGAUGGAGCGCAAGGAGCGGCAGCUGCGCGAGGCCCACAUCAUGUACGCCCAGCAGAUGGCCGCCCAGCAGGCCAUCCUGGCGGCUGCGCGCGCCCAGGGCGCCGCCGGCUUCAUGGCCGCCCAGGGCAAGGGCCACCUGGCGGGGGCACACGGCGGCAGCAUGGCCCUGGCCAUGGCUGCUGCUGCUGGUGGCGGCGGCGGCGGGGGCGGGGGGAUGUCGAGAGCGUCUAACCAGAGCAGCGUAGACUCGGAACGCGAGGAUGAGGACGGUGGCGGCGGCGACGGUCGCGGCAGGAGAGACUCUGCGGACGACGACGAAGAGGAUGAGGACGAUGAGGAGAUGAUGGAAGGGGAUGACGUCAGCGAUGGGGAUGGAGAUGAAGAUGAUGAACCGGCUGCAGCGGCAGGCCUGGAGUACCUGCGCAAGCAGACCCUGGCUCUGCAGCAGUCCAUCCCCCGCGUGCCGCCCAGGCCCUACGCCAGCUACACGGCGGCCGCCCCCGGCCCGCCCCAGAGAGCUCCGUCGCCCCCCUCCGUCAGGGUGAAGCAGGAGCCCGAGGAGAGCCUGUCGCCGGCGGGGCCGCACUCUGCCGCCUCCCCCAACGGACAGGCCGACUGGAGCUACGACGAUCACUUCAAGCAGAAUGGAAGUGCGGCCUGGGUGGAUGACACAGACAGCCCAAAGGGAAGAGGGGAGGCAUCCAGAGACUUCACUAAGCUUUAUGAGCUGGACAGCGACCCCCAAAGAAAGGAGUUUCUCGACGACCUCUUCUCCUUCAUGCAGAAAAGAGGAACCCCAGUGAACCGCAUCCCCAUCAUGGCCAAGCAGGUGCUGGACCUGUACAAGCUCUACAAGCUGGUGACGGAGAAGGGAGGCCUGGUGGAGGUCAUCAACAAGAAGAUCUGGAGGGAGAUCACCAAAGGCCUCAACCUGCCCACCUCCAUCACAAGCGCGGCCUUCACACUCAGAACACAAUACAUGAAGUACCUGUACCCAUUCGAGUGCGAGCGGAAGGGCCUGAGCUCCCCCAGCGAGCUGCAGGCGGCCAUCGACAGCAACCGGCGCGAGGGCCGGCGGCCCAGCUACAGCAGCAGCAUGUUCCGCUUCUCGCCCUCGCCGAGCGGCGGCGCCCCGCACAUCCUCUCGCCUCCCAAGAUGCACCUGGGCCAGUUCGGGGCCGCAGCCGCCGCAGCAGCCGCUCUGAACGGACUCCAGCCCUCGCCGGGCCCCUCCCUCAAGAAAGGAGUCGUGGACGAUAUGACCUCCUCCAUGCUGGCGGGCCGCCCCCCUCUCUCCCUGCUGGGCCAGCAGCAGGUGGCGGCCGGCCUGGCACGCGCCACCACCCUGGAGCAGCUGCGGGAGAAGCUGGAGACGGGCGGAGCCAUGGCGGCCGCAGCGGGCGGGCUGGGUGGUGCCAUGGCGGCCGGGGGUCUGGGAGCCGCCAUGGCAGCGGCGGCGGCAGCAGCGGGCCUGACGGAGGGGCCGGAGAGGAAGAUGGCCAGGCUGGCGGAGGAGCAGCAGAGGCUCCUGCAGCAGGCCUUCCAGCACAACCUGCUGGCCAUGGCCUCCCAGGUCAACCCCGCCGCCAUGAACCUCCGCCUGCCCAGCACCAACACCAAAGGUAGGCAACCACACUGUACUCCUAUUCUAAUCAAGGACACACGAACCUCCGCCUGGGAAACACCAACACCAAAGAUAGAGAAGCAACAGGACAUGUCCCUCAGCAUCAGCACCUCUGGCUCCUCCAGCAUCAGUGUGUCUGUAGAGGUCAAUGGGACCAUGUACUCAGGAACGCUGUUUGCCCAAAAGUCUGCUGCUGCUACAGCCACAUCUGUGGCCUCCACAGUGACCUCUGCUGGCCCAAGUGGGAACUUUGCCUUCCCUCCCAGCCACAGCCCAGCCUCCAGCUCCUCCUCCAAGGGGCCCAGCUCAGCAGAGCCCUCCUGCAGCGGGUCCCCCUAGUCUGGGGGAAGCUCCGUACCCGCUGCCCAGGCUUGCCCUUUGGCCUAAGUAGAAUCCAGUACAUCAUUUCUAUAUGAAAAGGAGAAAGAAAGAAAAAAAGCAAAAACUGCUCUACAACCAGUACCUCAAUGCUCCUGUUGACCAUUGCCACACACACACACACACACACACACACACACACACACACACACACACACACACACACACACACACACACACACACACACACACACACACCUGUAUAAUUUGAUCUGUCUCUAUGUUGAACACAUUCACAUACACAAACACGCACACACAGAAAUACACACAAACACGCACAGUUUCAAUAUGGAGCAAAACGCUAAAUACAAUCAGAUUGUUCAGCCUAAAUCACGCUGACAGGUGUUCACAACUGAACUUGAAGAUGUUUUUAUUUGGAUUGUUUUUGUUUGUUUUAGUGUUUCAUUUUUUUGUUGCCAUUUGUUUCCGAUGUGUGUUUUUAGACUGACCCUUUUCUUUCUCUCUCUCUAUCUCUCUUUCUAUCUCCUCUUUCUCCGUGUUAUGCGGUUUCUUUUUUGACAUACCUCAGAUCAGUCCUCCAUUGGCAUGGGGGAAUGACACAAGUACAUCUGUGCUGCCGAAGCUUUUCGACUCUCGACCUCUUAGUUUAAUCUAUCUGCAUCACCAAUCUAUCUGCAUCCCCUGUUUGCCCUCAAAUCAAGAGAAGGGGUUUUUUUCUUCAAUUUUAAGGUUUUAAUUUUUGUUGUUUUUAUUUGGUUAUCUCUCCGUUUUGUCUUGGUAACCCCAUGUCUGUGCAUUCACAGCUGUCCAUCUCUCAUAUUCUCUCUUUCUCUUUUUCUCACUCUCUCAUUUUGCUCUGGUAAAGGGGAGGAGGUUGUUGGGUUUGGGUUCCAAAUACCACAGAUUGGAUACCAAGGUUCUAAUUCUAUUCUGUGAAAUGCAUUUGAAGCCUUUUCAACUGUCAGGUUUGCCACCGGAAACCUGGUUGAAAUUGCAGGGAUGUUGAGUGAGUGAUUCUGAUCAUUCCAACCUGGACAUCUGUUUUUCAACUGCAAAGAUUGGCAGUUGAGAGUGCUUCUAUCUUCUGAUGAACAAUGUCCAUAGAACUUGCUUUCAUGUUCACAUACACGUUCCCCAUGCCCCAUUCAUUCUCCCUCUUUCCUCUUCCCCCUUUAACACACAAGAAAUACCUCAUCAUACCUCGAGGGCGUCCCUGCCAGCAUGCAAAAGGAGAGGACGGCCUCAACAAUGUUACAAUGUCGCUUGAAAGAAAGAAGGAAAAGGGGCAUAGCUAAUCAUUGUCCCUGGUCUUCUCUUAUUUAAGUGUAUUCAGGAAGAUUCAAAAAGGUAACUUUUGUAUCACCCCAGAACCACUUUAAACCUCGGGGAGAAGUUCCAGUUCUCCAACUGCUGCUUUGUGUAGAAGGAAAUGUUUUUUCUAGAAAAAAAGAAGGGUAGUGAAGUUAAACUGGGAGAAUAGUGUGGAUUUAUUUAGGGGAUGUGGCCUUGUUUCGAAGGUUAACCCACCCACUAGCGGUUCUCCCAUUGGACUUUAUUUUUUAAGUAAUCACUUCUGCUAGUCAUGCAUUCAACCAAUCACUGUCGACCAGUCUGCUCAGUAGAACCAAUCACUGAAUCUCAUUACUGUAUGCACGUAGUUGCCUAAUACCAAACGAGAGAGAUGUGAGAUUUGUCUCUCUCUCUCUCUCUCUCUCUCUCUCUCUCUCUCUACCUCUAUCUUUCUACCUCUUUAGCUGAGCUGCAGCCAUUUUUCUAGUCAUCUCUUCUGGCAUGUAGAUUGUGUUUUGUGUGUGUUUUUUUCCGGAGCUACUGCCUCUAUGCGGCGAGCUUAGAGAGCACACAGUGGCCCUUCUCAGGAAAAGAAAGAAUGCCUCCUUGCUUUCCUCAGCAGACUAGUACACUUUCUCACAUAUAUUUAAAGACAACCCAGUAAUGCAAGAAGAAGAAGAAGAAAUGCCGAAACGAUGUUAAUCUUUGCCGUGUCUGGAGAGGCUUGACUCCAAAGACGAUACCUCAGACUCUCUCCCGGUGAAGAUGAACACUAACCGUUAUACCUCACAUGAUCAGUAGCUGGGGGUCACGACCCCCCUCUGUGGUAGCAAACAUGCGCUGGGGUCAGCAGUAAUUCAGGAUGUAACUCCAGCGCUGACCACAAGAGGGAGUCCUUGGGCCCUUCAUUUUUUUCCUCUUUCAUUUUGUCUUGUAGUAUUUUCUAUUUGCGUUUCUUUCAAACAAUCAAUUAUCUUUUGUUUUUUUCUCUCAGGCUGCAGACCAAUCAUGACUGGGAACAGUUUUUAGUUGGAUAGGGUUUUAUGGCUGUUUCUGUCCUUUUGUUUUCUUUUCUUUUAGUUUUUUUGUGCAUGUGUACAAUCAUGUGGCCAGUAUGUCAUGCGAAGCCUCAUGCGCGUGUGUGCUUUGUUUGUUUGCGCACGCGGUGAGCUCAAGCCUUCUGGUUCUCUCCUUGCACAGCUGAAUACCAAAGACCAUGUUAUUCUCCCUCUGCUCACUAGAGGGAGCCGCUCUCCUAUGGGCAGCUCAGUGUUGGUGAUUCACACUGUGUGUGCGCGUGUGUACAUGUGUGUGUGCCUGUGACUGGGAGUGGUAGUGAAUGUGUGCGGGCGUCUGUGUGUGUGUGCGUAUGCCGAAUGCCAUCACUUGUGUGCUGUCUGAUUUGCUCAGGGUGUGUGUGUGUGCCUGUGUAUGCAUGAGAGAUACACACAUCAGGAUGCAUGUUGACUAUGUCAUCGGUGAGCUUUGGAAUUAAUCUCCAUGUUUUACAAUGUAUCAAGACAUAGGAGGGGCAGUGUGCGAGCGUGUGUGUGUGUGUGUGAGAGAGAGACAUGUGACACCAAGACUCUGCUGUACCUCAUUUUUUCCUGUAUUUUCAAGACCACGUAUAAUGUUUCCUUUUCCUCUUAGCACCCCCCACACACAUGCACAGUGUGACUCUUCUCUCAGGUAAAGAACAUACAGGUGCAAAACCACAUUAGUUGGCGGGCAUGGGUAGCUGCGCUCUACUCGCCCAUCAAACUGUAUUGCGUGCCUAUAUGGGCGAGUGUGUAGGCAGGCCUUGUCGCCCACAUACACACACACACACACACACACACACACACACACACACACACACACACACACACACACACACACACACACACACACACUUGGAAUGCUUAUUUACUACUCACCCACUAGGACACUCAGGAGUGAAGUGAGACAAAGAAUUCAGGAUGUAGUUGCUGCCUUAACAGAAGCUGGGGGAGGGGAUUAUUUCAAUCAAUCAAUCAAUCAAUCAAAUAAUCAAUCAAUUUGUGUGUGCAUGUAUGGAGAGUGUAUAUGUGCGCGCAUGUGUGCGCUGUGUGUGUGUGUAUUUGAUCCCAGGCUGGAGAUGAACUGUCAGGAAACACAAUCCAAAAGUACGAAGUAAUUUGCAUUAACCACACCACUAGGUUGGAACCUUCUGCCUGACUUUGUGACGAAGACGUGUUUUAUAGGAUCCAUUUGAAGACUCCUUGAUGAUUUGAGACACUGCGUCUGGAUAUGCGUCCUUCAGUAGGCCUAUGUGUCACUUAACGCAUUAACAUUACUGUGAGUCUACCUGAGCUGUCACAGUGGGUAACAGUCAGGUUGGAUCUACUCUUUAUUUUGAGGAAGAGCUAGCCUACAACACAACACAACCACACACUGAGCAAGCUAGAGAGAGUAGUCGUGCGUGUGCGUGUGUGUGUGUGUGUCUGAGAGCAUUUGUGCAUGUGAAAACUUGGGACAGCACCAACUCGUAAGAAUGGAUCUAUUGAAAUCAAUUGUGAAGACGCCACAUUUGGGCUAGAGUCCGUAACUUCUAGUAACGUGUGUUGGUUCUUUGGCAGGUUACAGGCAUGUCCACAAAAUGAUUGUAGGUGGGCAUUAGUCAACAUGACGACGACCUUUUUGGUAUGCACACAAACCCACACACUCACAUACACCCACAUACUCAUCAGAACAAUGGCAUGUGUAGACUGUAGCAACUGGCUAAAGUCUUGAUUCAUUAUGUGCUGUUCAAUGUCGCUAGUUUUGUUCUUUGUAAAACGGAUGAGGUCUUGUAACUCAGGUAACUGUGAAUUGUGCAGAGCCUUGUCCAUUUGAAGCUUUGAGCUGUUUUUUACUGUUCAAAACUAACCUGAUCUGUGUAUUUUAGGUGCAUACAUAUGCAAGUGGUUAUUGAAUACCUCAUUUAUCAAUUUAUAUUGUUUUUUUUUUCUUUUUGACUUAAAGUUGUACAAUGCUCCAUUAUACAAAAUGAUCGAUGGGGCUCGUGCAUAUUUUUGUACUGUUGUUAUUAAUAUUAUUGACAUGAUAAUAAUUAUGGUAUUACUGAUAUAGUUUUUUUUUUCUUUUUGAAUUCAUACCAGAAAACGUUAAGGACAAAACCCAUGUGAAUGCUUGUUUAUGUGGUUUGUGCUGAUUGUAUUUAAAAAGAGGAGCACUUUCCCCAAAGGUGAUUUUAACACAUCCAGUUUUGUUCACAUUAGUAAUAUAAGAAAUAAGGUUCUCAGGGCUUUAGAAAAAUCUAUGUCAUGAUAAAAACUCACUUUAUAUCUGACAAA
Molecule: messenger RNA, 7030 nt
Organism: Engraulis encrasicolus (European anchovy)
Lineage: Eukaryota; Metazoa; Chordata; Actinopteri; Clupeiformes; Engraulidae
Product: AT-rich interactive domain-containing protein 3B-like
Exons: 10
Coding region: 336-2426 (696 amino acids)
Biological process (GO): regulation of transcription by RNA polymerase II
Cellular component (GO): nucleus
Molecular function (GO): DNA binding
Source: RefSeq, a predicted model, not a curated record